This is a messenger RNA of Necator americanus (New World hookworm), 939 nucleotides long. RefSeq lists its product as uncharacterized. Gene Ontology annotation, biological process: chromatin remodeling. The transcript has 4 exons. The record is from RefSeq and is a predicted model, not a curated record. NCBI's taxonomy places the organism in Eukaryota, Metazoa, Nematoda, Chromadorea, Rhabditida, Ancylostomatidae. The coding region runs from base 1 to 939 and encodes 312 amino acids. Gene Ontology annotation, cellular component: nucleus.
AUGUCGCAAGGUGGUCCGCUGAUCCGUAUAGGUUGGCAACGACCUGUGGUAAAAGUUAAGCUCGCCAUGGCAGGCCCGCUUAGUUUGAGGAAAAGCCUUCUUGCCACUCCAACAUAUACACUGCCUCAGUACCCUGUACACCGGCCACUGCCGUCUCAAACGUCGGACGAUCAAGCCGACGCAUGCACGAUUCACUAUAAAGACUGUCUCAGACUAUGUACUUACAACGCGAGAACAGAGUCCACAGGCCGAUCUAAUGCCUUUCCCAGAGCUGCGGAGCGUAUCAAAUUCCACGUCACUGCUCUGCGAGAGACCGACAGCAGAAUGAGCGACGUGCGACAGAUGAACUCAUUCACCAUCAUCAACUACUACUCACCAACAUUAGCAGCCGAUGAUCCUGAAUUGGGCGCGUUUUACAAGGACCUGGAGGAAGUAAUCCGCAACGAGAAAUCCUUCUACAAAUUCGUUGUCGGAGACUUCAACGCAAAAAUAGGAAAGGCUACAGAAGAGGAAUACAGGAUCGGAAAACUUGGACUAGGGGACCAGAACGAAAAUGGCAAUCGUCUCGCCUGCCUGUUGUCCGCCGCUCGCCUCUUUCAUGGGAACUCUCUUUUCAUGAAGAACGAUCAUUGUCGCGAAAAUACAACUAAGCCACACGAGAGACUACUUUUCUCCUUCGUUGCCGAUGCUAUCGUCAACGAAGGAGAAAAGAAGUCGUCUACGACGAUUGCGUACUCGAGGACUCCUUGUCCCAAGGUAACUGGCAAAUCGAGGAGGACCCCAAAGGUGGGCUACGAGAUGCUGCUCAGGGGAUUACGAGCCUCUGCUAAGCGUGCCCCUAAGCUGCGCACGACAAACUUGGAUCGAAUUUCGAAGACCGCCAAGGAAUUGUUGGAAAGAAGGACUUUGAAGCUUGAUCCAAACGCAUCGCAGUAUUGA